This is a messenger RNA of Chara braunii, 15510 nucleotides long. Lineage: Eukaryota; Viridiplantae; Streptophyta; Charophyceae; Charales; Characeae. The record is from the annotation of a GenBank genome assembly.
CCACCGAGAGAGAGAGAGAGAGAGAGAGAGAGAGAGAGAGAGAGAGAGAUGGCGGCGAUAUCGAUAUCAGAUGGUCGGGUGCGAUGGAUCAUUGAGAAGCUGAUGGAGUCGUUCGGGUUCCCGGAUACGACGAUUCCAGACGCUGUUCUGAGCGAGGAGUACCCUCUUUCUCAGGUGAAGAGGUUCUUCCAGCCGGAUGGGCCAUCGAACCUUUUGUUCUUCUACCAGGUACCCACCAUUCAAACGGCGGAGGGGGAGUAUGUGGUGGCCAGCAACGAGCCCAAGCUGUUCUUUGCAGGAGGGGAUUCUGUCCAGUUCCGUGGCAAGGCCGUUUUUUUCAUUCGAACGGCAGAAAAGGAGGUGAAUGAGAAAACUAUCAAGCAGGAUGUUGUGGUCGGUGAAGUUUGCCGGGCACCCUUGGAGGGCCUUAGGACUCUUAUGAUGGACCUGUUCUUGCCCGUCUUGCGCGAACAGCUAGCUUGGGGCAAAUCUACCGAAGAAAAUGUCCACGAGUUCCUGGCUAAUGUCACCAAAUUUGGGUUUGCGCUCAACGAGGCUGUCAACAGCUUGCAUGGGGGUGUUGAGCUUAAGAAGGCUGAUAAGAAAUGGCUAGAGUUCGUGGAGCUGAAGCCAUCGUCUUUCACGAAAGCGGCGGCGGAUAGCGAAAUCUUAGACCACGUGGAACAGGUGCUGGACGAUUGGUGCACACAGACGGAGAAGUUGUUGAGCGAGGGGGAGAUGGCGCGCAAAGAACCAGACGAUGUGGGUCCGGACACGGAGUUAGAGUUCUGGAGAAGAAGGUUGGCGAAGCUGAACUCGAUCACCGAGCAGCUGAAGAGCAAGGAGUGCAAGCUCGUGCUUGGUGUCACGCAAGCGGCUCGCAGCAAAGCGUAUCGCAGCUGGAAGCAGAUAGAUCUGAGGGUGACCGACGCGGCGAACGAAGCCAAGGAUAACGUCAAGUACCUGACCACUCUGGAGAAGAGCCUGGAACCCAUGUACCUCGGCACCCCUCAAACGAUAAUCGAAAGUUUGCCAGUCCUCAUGAGCAACAUAAAGAUGAUGCAUUCCAUCGCGCGAUACUACAACACCGCAGAAAGAAUGACCGUUCUUUUCGUCAAAGUGACAAAUCAGAUGAUCACCAAGUGCAAGGAAUUCAUAAAGGGCCCGGGCAAGCUGUGGGAGCAGGACAAAGCGAGUCUGAUUCAGAACUUGGAACUGUGCAUCAGGCUGAACGAACAGUACCAGGAGCAGUAUCGGCAGACGAGGGACAAGCUGCAGUCGCAGGCGAAAGGCAAGCAGUUCGACUUCAACGAGCAGCGAAUCUUCCAUAAGUUUGACGUGUUCUGCAAGCGACUGACCAAGCUGGUGGAUAUGUUUACCACUGUCCAUCAGUUUGGCAGUCUGGAGCAACAUAGUCACAUCGAAGGCCUCGGGGAGAUGAUAAAGACCUUCUUCUCGAUCGUCGAGGACUUCAAGAAGAAACCUUAUGACCUCUUGGACUUCUCCAAGAACCAGUUUGACCGAGACUACUUGGAAUUCAACGUCAACAUUCAUGACCUGGAAACCACCCUGCAGGGGUUCAUCAACUCCAGUUUCGAGAACAUAACUUCCACGGAGCAUGCCCUCAACUUGCUCCGACUUUUUCAGGCCAUUCUGCAGCGGGACUCGCUCAAAGGCGACUUGGACGACAAGUACAUGGUCAUCUUCCAGAACUAUGGGCUUGAUCUGGAGGCCAUCCAGAAGAUCUACGAGAAGUACAAACACAACCCUCCCUUGGUUAGGAACGCGCCGCCUGUGGCAGGAAACAUCAUGUGGGCAAGGCAACUGCUUCGCCGGAUCGAGGACCCGAUGAAAAGGUUCGCGGGGAACAAGAGCAUCAUGGCGACCAAGGAGAGCAAGAGGAUCAUCCGGAUGUACAACAAGGUGGCGAGGGCGCUGGUGGAGUUUGAACUGCUCUGGCACCAGGCGUGGCUGAAGAACAUAGAUGCAAUGAAGGCAGGGUUGCAGGCGACGUUGAUAGUGAAGCAUCCCGAAAACGGCAACCUGCUGGUGAAUUUCGACAAGGACAUAUUGCAGCUGAUGAGGGAGACGAAGUUCCUGCAGCGUAUGCACAUCGAGGUGCCGGAGGCGGCGAAGAUGGUUCUACUGCAAGAGGACAAGUUCAAGUACUACUUCAAUCAGCUAACAUACGUUCUGAAAGAGUAUGAGAGGGUCAUGCACAACAUUCGAUCCGUAACUAGACCUCUGCUGGGACCGCAUUUGGAUGACCUGGAUAAGAAGAUCCACCCAGGGAUGUACAUCCUCACGUGGACCAGCAUGAACAUUGACGGUUACUUGCAGAGGAUUUACACAGGACUGCAGCGGUUGGAGGAGCUGGUGCGCAAGAUGAACGACAUGGUGGACAACCGAAUAGAAGCAAACCUCAAGGGAAUCAGCAAGACGAGCUUGAUAGACCUGCCACCAGACCAUUCCUUCACAUUCGACGACUUCGUGUCCACACAAAGCAGGUUCAUAAAGAGGCAGACGGAGACGAUGGAGGUCAAGAACCUGGAGGUGGAGAGGGCCGUGAACGAUCUGAUUGAGCUGGUGGCCACGAAUCCUCGAGAGAACAUGGACGUGCACAUUCCUGAUGCAGAGAUGGCGAAGUUCAAAAACCACUACAGCAAGCUGAUGUACCAAGCUAUUCUGACGGCCACCAAGAACACGUUUGUUGCUUUGCGACGGAGGCUAGGCUCGCGCGUAUCGCACGCAUCAACGGGGUUGUUGCCGUCGGCCGAGAUCCCCUUCUUUGAGGUGGAUGUGGAGCUUACUAUCCCCAAUGUGAGCAUGAACCCAAGCCUGGACGACAUACAGAAUGCCAUCAACACGGCUGCAAAGAAGGUGUUGAGAUGCAGUGCGGAGCUCAAGGCUUGGAACGCCGUGAGGUCGACGAGUGACAUUCCGGGCGCGACGUUCUACGACCUGAUUGCUGCGGACAAGGAGAUUGUGAAAUCGGUUCUGCUGCUGACGGGCAGCAUCGAAGGCACCAAGCAGCAGGUUGUGGAUUACAUUCGCAAGUUUGACAAGUACGAUUUCCUGUGGAAGCGAGACAUGCAGGCGGAGUAUGCAGAGUUCAUGCGCACGGGGCCGAACCUGGAAGCCUUUGAGAACGAGCUACAAAAGUACAUGGCCAUAGAGACGGAGAUUGCAAACAUACCUGCUGUGCAUCACAUAGGAGCCCUAUCACUGGAGACCCAGCCGAUGAAGUACUCUCUCAAGGCAGAGGCCGCAUCGUGGAAGGCUCAGUUCGCCAAGAACCUCCACCAUCAAGCUUAUGAAGACCUGAAGGUGUUCCAUGUCUACAUCAAGGAAACAACCUCUAAGCUCAAUGUUCAGAUCAAGGAUUUGGAGGACGUCCGAAUUGCAAUGGCCGUGCUCAAGGAGGUUCGUGAGAAGGAGGCAGAGAUUGAAUCCAUAAUGACACCCAUUGAGGACAUGUACAGUUUGCUUCACAAGUACGAGGUUCGGAUCCCGAAAGAGGAGAACGAGCAGCUUGGAGACCUCAGAGUCAACUGGAAGAAGAUGAGAAAGCUGGCGACCGAUGUGUCAGACAACCUUGCGCGUCUUCAGAUAGGAUUCAAGCGAGAUCUUGUGAAGGAGGUGAAGACUUUCGUUGUGGAUGUGGGCCAGUUCAGAACGGACUUUGAGCAGAACGGGCCUAUGCAGCCAGGGAUCGCGGCACAGGAGGCAGUGGAUCGCUUGAGGAAGUACCAGCAGAUGUUUGAAGUUCGGAAGCACAAGUGGGCGACGUACAGCGCCGGAGAGGAGCUGUUCGGACUUGCCGUAACGAGCUACCCGGACAUGGAGAAGAUGGAGAAGGAGCUGGGCUUGCUGGACAGAUUGUACUCGCUGUACACGAACGUCAUUAGCACCAUUAGCGGCUAUGCUGACAUAUAUUGGGUGGAAGUAGUGAGCAACAUCGACGCAAUGCAGGAGGAGGUGCUGGCAUUUCAGCACACAUGCAAGAAGCUCCCCAGGGGGCUCCGAGGCUGGGAGGCCUACACAGUUUGCAAGAAGACGAUCGACGACUUUCUGGAAGUGUUGCCUCUGCUGCAGCUGCUGAGCAGCAAGGCGAUGAGAAACCGGCACUGGCAACAGCUAAUGCAGGUCUGCAACAAACAGCUCAAUCUGGCUGAGGAUAUAAUGAAACUGUCCCAUCUAUUUGAGUCCAACUUGCUCGCCCAUCGGGAGGAGAUAGAGGAGCUGUGCAAUGCGGCAACAAGGGAGGAGCAAGUAGAGCUGAAGCUUGCCCAGAUUGCGGAUGAGUGGGCCGAGCAGGUGUUCACCUUCAACAGCUACAAGAACAGGGGCCAGGUCGUCCUUAAAAGUGCUGAGACCGCAGAGAUCGUCGAAAAGCUCGAGGACAGUCAACUGGCCCUGGGUUCCAUGGCUGCCAAUCGCUACAGCUCUCCAUUUCGCGAAGAACUUAAUUCUUGGAUUGUCAAGCUGUCAAGCGUCAGCGAGAUCAUUGAGAUGUGGCUUCAGGUACAGAACAUGUGGAUGUACAUGGAAUCGGUCUUCUCCGGCGGCGAUAUCGCCAAGCAACUGCCCCAGGAGGCUAAGCGGUUUCAGAACAUCGACAAGAACUACAUGAAGAUCGUGAACAACACCUCCGAGGUCCGGAACGUCAUUCAGUCUUGUUUCGGUAACGAGCUGAUGAAGAACCUUCUUCCUCACCUCAUCGAGCAGCUGGAACUUUGCCAGAAGUCUCUGGCCACUUACCUGGAGACCAAGAGAGCCGAGUUCCCGCGCUUCUAUUUCGUCUCCGACCCCACGUUGCUGGAAAUCUUGUCCAUGGGGUCUGAUCCUCAAGCGGUGCAACCUCACUUCCAGUCUGGACUUUUCGAUGCCAUUGCUGCUGUCACGUUUGACAGGUUUGACAAGUCGAAGAUUCUUGAGAUGCACAGCGUCCAAGGUGAGAUCGUCAAGCUUGAAGAGCCCGUCAUUGCAGUUGGCAACAUCGAGGAUUGGCUCAAGAAGCUUGUUGCCGGCAUGCAGUCCACGGUGAAGAAGAUCAUCAAGCGGGCCUACGACGAGGUGAAUGUCAUCCCGAUCGGAGAGUUCGUGUUCAAGUAUCCAGCCCAAGCUGUUCUGAUUGGGCUCCAGUUCCUGUGGACCGCGGACAGCCAGAUUGCUCUGGCAUCUGUCAAGAGCGACAAAUCGUCGAUGAACAAGGUGAUGAAAAAGUUUGAUGCCAUUCUUCGGGAGCUGGUGGAUAUCACCACCAGGGACCUAGGGAAGAAUGAGAGGACCAACAUCGAGACAAUGGUGACUGUGCAUGUCAACCAAAGGGAUACGUUUGAGGAUCUGCUGAGGAAGAAGGUCAAAGACCCUAUGGAUUUCGAAUGGUUAAAGCAGUGUCGCAUCUACUGGCGGGAGGAUAUCGAUGGGAUUCUUAUCUCGAUAGCUGAUGUUGACUUCGAGUACAGUUUUGAAUACCUGGGCGUCAAGGAGCGAUUGGUUGCCCUGGGAAUGUUCCUUGGGGGGGCACCUGCGGGUCCCGCUGGGACAGGCAAAACGGAGACAACCAAAGACUUGGGUGCUACCUUAGGUAAGUACGUUGUUGUCUUCAACUGCAGCGAUCAGAUGGACUACAAGGGAAUGGGAAAGAUCUUCAAAGGCCUGGCACAGUCGGGACUUUGGGGCUGUUUUGACGAGUUCAAUCGUAUCAAUUUGGAUGUUCUGUCUGUCUGCGCCCAGCAGCUGUUCUGUAUCCUCUCGGCAGUGAGAGAACGGAAGCCCAGCUUUGUCUUCACUGAUGGCACGGUCACACCGCUGGACGCGAGGGCUGGUUUCUUUGUCACCAUGAAUCCGGGCUAUGCUGGUCGGCAGGAGUUGCCGGAAAAUCUGAAAUCACUCUUCCGAGGCGUCACCAUGAUGGUACCCAACCGGCAGAUCAUCAUCAAGGUCAAGCUUGCAUCUUGCGGUUACCAGGACAAUGACAUCCUUGCCAAGAAGUUCUUCGUCCUCUACGGCCUGUGCGAGCAGCAACUGAGCAAGCAGCCUCACUACGACUUUGGACUUCGAAACAUCUUGUCUGUGCUGAGAACUGCUGGAGGACAGAAACGAGAGAACGCAGGCAAGUCGGAGCAGUUCCUUAUGAUGCGGACUCUGAGGGAUCUGAACCUGUCCAAGUUUGUGGCCGAGGACGUGCCUCUGUUCUUGUCCCUGAUAGAGGAUUUGUUUCCUGGGAUCAUCGCCGAGAAGGCCACGUUCAAGGACGUGGAGGAUGCACUGCUAAGACAAGUGAAAGAAAAGACACUCCAACCUCAUCCUAGCUGGCUGGAGAAGUGCGUCCAGUUGUAUGAAACGUACCUUGUACGGCAUGGAAUCAUGCUAGUGGGUCCGACAGGCGGUGGCAAGACCAUGAUCUGCACCUGUUUAGCUGGAGCUCUGAGCGAGGUAACGAUCAAACACGUGAUCUGGCGGAUGAAUCCCAAGUCCAUCACGACUCCGCAGAUGUUUGGUCGACUGGAUACCGCUACGGGCGACUGGACGGAUGGGGUCUUCUCUGUUCUCUGGCGAAAGGCGGCACGUAGCAAGAACCAGAACACUUGGAUCGUCCUGGAUGGCCCUGUUGACACCUUUUGGAUUGAGAGUCUUAACUCCGUGCUUGACGACAACAAACUGCUUACGCUUGCUAACGGCGAUCGCAUACCGAUGAUUCCAAACAUGAAAGCCAUGGUGGAGACAGAGCACCUGGCCAACGCCUCCCCGGCUACUGUUUCCAGGUGUGGCAUCAUCUACGUGAGUGAGACGGAGCUUGGAUGGGAGCCGGUUGUUGCUUCGUGGCUUGAAGAUCGGAAGCCAGCAGAAGUUGCACUGCUCAAACCGCUGUUUGACAAGUAUGUGCCUGCAAUGCUGACUUUUGUGAGGCUUGAGGUGAAGGAGGUCAUGAAGAAUCAGCCUGUGUGUCAAGUCAAUACUUUGCUGAUUUUGCUGAACGCCUGUUUGCAAAAGGCAGCGGAGCGCAGCACUGAGGCUUUGGCAGAGGACCAGUGUGAGCGGAUCUUCCUCUACGUGUUGACCUGGUCCAUUGGCGGUCUGCUCAACUUGAGCGAUCGAUCUAAGUUCGACAAGAAGCUUCGAGGGAUCACAGAAAACAUGCCAGAUGUGGAGGAAGGCAGUGACGAUACCAUUUUUGAGUACCGGAUCGGGGCCGAGCAGGCCACCUGGGAGCAUUGGAAGGACCACGUUCCUGACUGGAAGUAUCCCGCAAAGGUAAAGGAGCCUAAGCUCUCCCAGUUGCUGAUUCCCACUCUGGACAGCAUCAGGCUGGAGGCGCUGAUCGAGUUAGUGGUCUUGGACAUGAAGGCAACCCUCUUCGUGGGUGGACCUGGCACAGCGAAGACUGUCACGGUCAACCAGUACCUUUCCAAACUGAACCUAGACGAGAUGAACCACAAAUCCAUCAGCUUCUCAAGCCUGACAACGCCGAAGAUCUUUCAGAGCAGCGUGGAAGGAGUGGUGGAGAAGAGGCAGGGCAGGACAUUCGGACCGCCUGGAGGCAAGCGCAUGGUACUCUUCAUUGACGACUUAUCUAUGCCGGCAUUCAAUGAAUGGGGAGACCAAGUGACGAACGAGAUCGUCCGGCAGCUUCUCGAACAAGGCGGGUUCUACAGUCUGGAGCGCCCAGGUGAUUUGAAGAAGAUUGUUGACGUCCUUUACUUGGCGGCAAUGAACGAGCCCACAGGCGGAAAGAAUGAUGUUCCCUCGAGACUUAAGCGACAUUUUGCCUGCUUCAACGUUCCUAUGCCAUCGAUGAUUGCGAUCAAAUCUAUCUACGGCACACUGGUUGCUGGGCGCUUCCCUCCCGACAUGUUCACGGACAGUGUGAUAGAGGUGGUUAAUGGACUCGUGGGGAUCACCGUGACCCUCUGGAACACCAUCGCCACCAAGAUGCUUCCCACUCCUGCCAAGUUCCACUACAUCUUCAACAUGCGGGACCUGUCCCGCGUUUUCCAGGGUAUUCUCCAUGCCGAGAGGGAUCGGUUCCACAAGGAUUCUACCAAGCCGUUUGCAGGGCAGGUUACGACCAAGGAGGGGUACUUACUGGCCUUGUGGCGGCACGAGUGUGAGCGAGUGUUUGGCGACAAGUUGACGACUCCUGCGGACAAGGACUGGGUCACUCUGACCAUAUUGGCCCUCAGUACAGAGACCUUUGGUGCAGCCCUAACCACUGAGAUCUCUGAGCCUCUGUACUUCGUCGAUUUCCUCCGCGAUGUGGAAGAAGAUCAGGAUGGAUACGUCAUCGAUGAACACCCAAAGAAUUACGAGACUGUGAGGGACUUGACGGAGCUGAGGGAGAGGGUGGAGGCUCUGCAGAGGAAGAUGAACAAUGAGAACAAGGCCGGGAAAGUUGAGCUGGUGCUCUUCGAAGACGCUCUGAAGCAUAUUGCCCGGAUCACUCGAGUGUUGGGAGUGGACCAUGGUUGUGCACUGCUGGUCGGCGUUGGAGGCUCCGGAAAGCAGAGUUUGACCCGCCUGGCCGCUUAUAUCUCUGGAGCUUAUCCUGUUCAGCUGACGAUCACGAAGACGUAUUCCAUCCCCAACCUGCUUGACGACAUCAAGGGGAUGUACAAGGUUGCAGGCUUCAAAGGACAGGCAGUGGCGUUCAUCUUCAGCGACACGGAAGUGAAGGAGGAAUCCUUCCUCGAGUAUGUGAACCAGAUGUUGAUGACAGGGGAGGUGUCCGGACUCUUUCCGAAGGACGAGAUAGACAUGAUCAUCAACGAUAUGCGCACGGUGAUGCGAGCAGCCUCUCCCACAACACCGGAUACAUAUGACAACCUCUACCGUUUCUUCAUGGAUCGAGUCAGGGACAACCUGCACAUCAUCUUGUGCUUCUCCCCCGUCGGUGUCAAGUUCUCGCAGAGGGCCUUGCAGUUCCCAGGGCUGAUCAACGGUUGCACCAUAGACUGGUUUCUGCCCUGGCCUGUGCAGGCACUGAAGGGUGUGGCUGCGAAGUUCAUCUCCAGCUUUCAGAUGGAGAGCACCCAGAAGGUCAAGGAAGAGCUGAUCGACCACAUGGCAUAUGUUCAUAAUACUGUCACGGCUGUGUGCUCUGACUACUUCGACAAGUAUCGACGCCACGUGUACGUCACGCCGAAGAGUUACUUGUCCUUCAUCAAUGGCUUCAAGAGCCUCUACUCAAAGAAGUAUUCCGAGAUCAAGGAGCUCUCCGACAAGAUAGUCAAUGGUUUGGGCAAGCUCAAUCAAGCGAAAACAGAUGUGAGGAGGAUGAAGGUGGAGCUGGCUGCAAAACAUGUGUCGCUUGCUGAGGCUCAGAAGGUCUCUGAGACGCUUCUGAAGGAAAUCAGUGCCAGCACGGCCAUGGCAGAGAAGGAGAAGGCCAGGGUCGCGGGCAUUCAGAGCAAAGCCAAGAGUAUGGCUGACGAAAUCGGCAAGACGAAAGCAGAGGCCGAGGAAGAUCUUGCUGCUGCUAAGCCCGCCCUGGAUGACGCCAUAGCCGCACUCUCCUUGAUCACUGGCAGGGAUAUCAGCACCCUCAAGCAGUUGAAGAAGCCCCCUGACAUUAUCAAGAGGAUCAUGGACUCCUGUCUGCUGCUCAAACACCAGCCUAUCAACAGGGUGGAGUAUGAAGACCUGAAGGGUGAGAUGGUGAUUGUGUCGACGUACAGCCAGUCGUUGGUAAUGAUGAGUGACAUCCGGUUCCUGGACAGUUUGACAAACUUCCCUAAGGAGCAGAUCAAUGACGAGACUGUUGAACUGCUUCAGCCCUAUUUCAUGGCCAGCGACUUCACCUACGAGGCGGCCAAGAAGGCAUCCGGUAAUGUUGCGGGGCUGUGUUCCUGGACCCGAGCUAUGUGCGCCUAUCACGAAAUUGCCAAGGUUGUGGAGCCGAAGAUACAGAAGCUGAGAGACAGUGAGCAGCAGUUUAAAGUAGCCACCAAGAAAUUGCAGGAGGCAGAGGAGUCCAUGGCCAAGGUCCAGGCAGAGCUGGAUAAAAUGCAAGCUCAGUUUGAAGCAGCCAUGAAGGAGAAGAGGAAGCUGGAAGAGGAUGCUGACAAGACUCAGAAGCGCAUGGACGCAGCCAACUCUCUUAUCAACGCUCUUGCUGGGGAGGAGGUGCGGUGGACGUCCCAGAGUCAUGAGUUCGCCGCCACUAUUCAGCAACUCACAGGGGACUGUGCACUGGCGUCAUCCUUCGUCUCCUAUGCUGGAACGUUCAACAAGGAAUUCCGGGAAACCCUCAUAAACAGAGAGUUCUUCAAGGACAUUUUCAACCGCAACAUUCCAGCAACGCAGGGGCUAGGUGUGACCAAAUUUCUGGUGGACGAUUCCGAGGCGUCGGAGUGGAAGUUGCAGGGCCUGCCAACUGACGAGCUCAGCGUGCAGAAUGGCAUACUGGUCACCCAUGCGACGCGCUUUCCUCUGAUGGUCGAUCCACAGGGGCAGGGACUGGUGUGGAUCAAGAGGAGGGAGGCAGUUAACAACAUCAAAGUGACAACGCUGAAUGACAAGUCAUUCAGGAGCCACCUGGACGAGUGUCUGUCCACGGGAAGGCCGAUGCUCAUCGAGAACGUGGAAGAAGAAUUGGACCCGGUGCUAGACCCGGUGCUCGAGAAGCGAUGGCAGAAGGCCGGGAAGGGCCUGAAGGUUGCGCUGGUGGACAAGGAGGUGGACUUCAAGCCCAGCUUCCAGCUGUUCAUGACCACGAGGUUGGCUAAUCCACACCUAACUCCGGAGCUGAGUGCCAAGGUGACCGUGAUAGAUUUCACGGUGACGAUGGCUGGCCUGGAGGACCAACUGCUGGGAAGGCUUAUCCUGAAGGAGAAGCACGACUUGGAGGAGCAGAGGCGAAAAUUGCUGGAGGAGGUCACAAGUUACAAGAAGAAGAUCAAGCAGCUCGAGGAUGACCUGCUGUACCGUCUCUCUGCAUCCACUGGCAACCUUCUUGAUGACACGGAGCUGGUCGAAGUCCUUGCGGUCACGAAGCAGACCGCUCAGGACGUCAAUGAGAGGCUAGCGACAGCAACCGAAACCAACAAGAAGAUCACCGAGGCCUGUGAGGAGUACAGGCCGGUGGCCAAGCGGGCCACCAUCGUCUACUUCCUCAUCGCGGAAUUUAGCAAUGUCAAUGUCAUGUAUCAGACUUCACUGAAGCGGUUUGGCCAACUGUAUGAGUAUGCCAUCGACCACUCGGAGAAGGCUGUGAUGCCCAGCAAACGCAUCCAUAACAUCGUAGAGUACCUGACGUUCAGUGUGUACAGGUACAUACUGCGGGGUCUCUUCGAGAGGGACAGGGUGACAUUUGCUCUCAUGUUGGCUAUGAAGCUUCUACUUGCAGACAGGAAGUUGUCAGAGAACGAGGUCAGCACCUUCCUCAAGGGAGGGGCUGCCCUGGACAUCCACACGGUUCGCCGUAAACCUCGCGAGUGGAUUCUGGACUCCGUUUGGCUGAAUGCCAUCGCCGUGACAAACCUGGUUCAGUUUCAGGACCUGGUCGACUCCCUGAUCCGGAACGACGCGGCAUGGAAGCAAUGGUAUGACCAGGAAGCUCCGGAAGCUUCCAAGGUGCCCGAUUAUGAAGACAGACUAUCCAAGUUUGACAAAAUGCUUCUCGUCAAGACCUUCCGGGAGGAUCGAACUUUGCUUGCAGCAUCGGAGUUCAUCUCCGAAAGCCUUGGAGCUAGGUACAUGGAAUCUAUACCUUUGUCCAUGGAGAACACCUGGCAGGAUUCUGACAACAAAACGCCAAUCAUCUGCAUCCUCUCACCGGGAGCAGAUCCAACCAAGCAGAUCGAGGACUUUGCCAAAAAGAAGAAGUUUAAGGUUUUGGGAGUGUCUAUGGGCCAAGGCCAAGAGAUAAUAGCCCGCAAGUACAUGGCCACGGCUGUGCAGGAAGGCAACUGGGUUCUGCUUCAGAACACCCACCUGGGAUUAGGCUACCUGUCCGAGGUGGAGCAGUUUGUGACAAAGACCGAGGAGAUGCACGACGACUUCCGCAUAUGGAUAACCGCUGAACCUCAUCCCCGCUUCCCGAUCGGUCUUCUCCACGUCUCCAUAAAGAUGACAAAUGAGGCCCCCGUUGGCAUGAAGGCGGGCCUCAGGAAUUCGUUCCAGUGGUUGACUCAAGACAUGCUGGAGGCUGUUCCCCGACCUGAAUGGCGCCAGCUCCUCUUCGUCAUGUGCUUCCUACACAGCAUUGUCCAGGAGCGGCGCAAGUUUUGCCCCAUAGGCUGGAAUGUCCCUUACGAGUUCAACCAGAGCGAUCUGUCAGCCUCUGUGCAGUUCUUAGAAAACCAUCUGAUGGAUAUGGAUGCCAAGAAGAGCAGCCACAUCCACAUAGCCUGGACCACCGUACGAUACAUGGUCGCAGAGAUCCAGUACGGAGGCCGCAUUACGGACGACUUCGAUCGUAUUCUGAUGAACGCAUUCGCCGAGCAGUACUUCCAUCAAGGCAUUCUCGAGAAGAACUGUCAGCUGUUCCCUGGGUACGUGGUGCCCUAUGCAACCGAGAUCGCCAUCUUCCGUACAGCAAUAGAGGCCCUGCCACCACAUGAAAGUCCAGAGCUGUUCGGUAUGCACGCGAACGCAGAGUUGACGUAUCGGACUCUUCAAGUGAAGGAGGUGAUCAGGACAAUCAUCGACACUCAACCGAAGACGGCCACAGCGGGGGCAGGCAUGUCGAGGGAGGAUAUGGUAGACAAGAUUGCCGAAGACCUGCUAGCAAAGAUGCCUGCAGCUUUCAAGGUGGAAGAAACCAAGGACAAGCUGAAGAAGCUUCCCGGCAACGUCACCGCUCCUCUGAAUGUGCACCUCAAACAGGAGAUCGACAGGCUCAAUCUUGUCAUCUCUAUGGCGGAAUCCAAUCUCCAAAACCUUCGGCUGGCUAUUAAGGGCUCCAUAGCGCUGAGUACCGCGCUCAAGGACACUCUUGAUGCCCUGCAUGAUGCUCGACCUCCCAAGCUCUGGAUCCCCAAGUCCUGGGAAGCGUCCACCUUAGGUUCCUGGUUCACCGGUCUCAUCCAGCGACAUGACCAGCUCACAAAAUGGCUCAACUUGGGCCGUCCUAAGGCCUUUUGGUUGACCGGGUUUUUCAACCCCCAAGGCUUCCUCACGGCCAUGAAGCAGGAAGUCAAUCGUAAACACGCUGCGGAGAAAUGGGCCCUGGAUGACGUCAUCAUGUAUUCCGAAGUCACGCAUCCGGUGAAGGAGCUGGAGAAUUUGAAGGAAGGUCCAGCAGAAGGUGUGUACAUAUACGGUCUCUUCGUUGAGGGCUGCGCCUGGAGUAACAAGGAAAACAGGCUCGUCGACUCUGAGCCGAAGAAGCUGUUCCAUCCUCUUCCCAUCUUGUACGUAACAGGGGUUUUAGCGUCUCAGAAAAAAGGCGACCAGACCUACAGUGCACCCACUUACCGUGUCAAAAGGAGGACCAGCAACACCUUCAUCACCACCUUUGACCUGCGCACAGAGGACUCCCCCUCUAAGUGGAUCCUGAGGGGUGCAGCAGUGUUGUGUGCGAUUGAUUGAUCGAUGAUUGACCGAGUGAUUGAAAUUUGAAACGGAUUUUAUUGGCUAGUCAACUCGUCAUGAGCCUAUGACGGGUGGAUGGAUCAUUAUCACCUCCUCGUCAGCAACUGCUCUGUCAAUUGGUUCAUUUUCUUGAAAUCCCACGCUUUGCGCAUUUGCAUUGGAUUAGAGAUAACGUCAUGUCUGGUCGAUGGAUGGAUGCCUUUUUGGGCGACAUCGAGGCGAAGACUGUCAUGCAGGAGAGGCAAAAGACAAGAAUCAGAUAGCUGGAAAACAUUCGACCAUGCCAACAUAGAGCAUGAAGGGGGGUCCUCUUCGGGACCACGGCUUAGCACUGUCACAUCGCUAACAUAACCAGAGAUCAGAUGUUGUGUCAGAGCUCCGGGAGAACGAAGGAAAGGGAGAAGAAACAGAAGAGGGAUGUUCGAGGAGAAGAGGGAGGAUGAAUAUCGGAUGUUAUGCCAAAGUUCCGUGAGACUGAAGGAAUAAGAGAUAGAAGGAGAGGGAAAAAAGAAACAUCAUCAUAUGUUAAGUUAUCAUAGCAGACCUACGACAAUUCCCCUUGGCGGUGUGCGGCAUUGGUACCUCAGGUCUCCGGCGUGUCACUUUGGGGAACCCCGGAAUCUGAGUCUGAGUGCGGUGCACCCCGUUGCCGGCGAUUGAGUAACACCGGUCUUGGUUGAUAGACUCGAUACCCCCUGUGUGUCCGCGUGGGUUGAGGUUGAGCGUCCUAAUCUUGAGAGCUCCCUGUGUAAGUGGGUGAGUUCACCGUGCCAUCAGAAGGCUGAACCCGGUUUGUCCAGCGUCCUGACGGACUUCCAAACCCUUUUCAAAAAAGAAAAAUGAAGUUCCGUGCGGAGAGGGGGGAGAAAGGAGAGGAGAGAGACAGGGAUGUUAGAGGAGGAGAAGAAGGGGAAAAGCGUGGAAGAGAGUAGAGUCACAAGUGGAAGGACGAUGAGAAACGACAGGGGGACUGCAGGCUUUCCAAGGUCUGGAUGGCAGAGCGCAGAGGAGCAAAAAAAACGACUGAGAAGGUACCACAGAGACACACAGAGGCAAAAGGCAGGACGUAAGAGUGUGAAGAGUCAGGGGAGACGCACGGUGGAGAUUACAAAGGCAAAUGGGGUGGUAUGGGAAGGGUUUUACAGCAAUGGUGCUCUUUCUCAGGUACCAAGGGUGGGCAGAAGAGAAUGAAAUGAAGAGCAAGAGACACACAGAGGCAAAAGGCAGGACAUAGGAGUGAGAAGAGUCAGGGGAGACGCACGGUGGACAUUACGAAGGCAAAUGGGGUGGUAUGGGAAGGGUUUUACAGCAAUGGUGCUCUCUCUCAGGUACCAAGGGUGGGCAGAAGAGCAUGAAAUGAAGAGCAAGUAGACCGAAGUGAGGAGAUCACUGGGAUAUGAAAGAGAGGAAGCACUUGCUGAAGCAGACAAGCUAUGGGCAAAGGAGACAGAGUGGCAAAACGAACGAAAAGGCAGAGCAAGACUAGAGAAUCAUGGAUGCAGUCUCCCUCAAGCACAUGGGAAAGAGAACAGAGGAAUGUAUGCGUGUGCGUGUGGUGGGGAGAGAUAGAUAGAUAGAUAGAUAGAUAGAUAGAUAGAUAGAUAGAUAGAUAGAUAGAUAGAUAGANNNNAGAGAGAGAGAGAGAGAGAGAGAGAGAGAGAGAGAGAGAGAGAGAGAGAGAGAGAGAGAGAGAGAGAGAGAGAGAGAGAGAGAGAGACAUUUUGCCAUCCUUUGUAUGACAUGAGUCUAGAUUCAUUCGGAUGAAGACAGCAUUGACACACUGGUGAGAGUGCCAGACCUGCUAGCAUCACAGCCAACCUGCAACAGCAGCGAGAGCCUAACAUUGACAGCUUGCUUUCUUCUGGUAUCUGAACUUGGGUUACUUGGACAGAAUGGAGGAAAGUGCGGUGUUGCUUAUUUGUAAGUGAUGCUGAACCCGUUUUGCGGCAACAAUGAAAUUUGCUUAAAACU